ACUUGACUCCUGCUUUGUUCAACUCAUUACCGUGGUUCUCGUGUUUGACUUGUGAGAGCAGGCAGGCACUUGAAAGAUUGCCUGCGCUUCCAGGCGUGCUUCUCCAAUCGAGUGGCUUGGGAAAAAACAGGCACUUUCUAAGAGAGCUAACUGCCUGCCUUUAGCCUUGCCAGGCCCCAGGUCCUAGUUUUGGAGGUUGCUUUCCCUCCCCUGCCAGCUAACUGGCAGGGAAGCUGCAGUGCCAGUAGGAACCGUGUGCCUUUCCACUUGGGAAGGCUCGAAGAAGCUGGGGAAGGGCUUGCAUUUUGCAAGGUGCGCGCCUUCACAUUUCUGCAGGAGCCUGGGAAAAUAUUUCCCGGAACACUUUCACCUUGCAAGGGUGGAAUGCACUACCUUUCCCUGCAUUUUUCGCCUCUGAAGUGAAAUGGCUGGUCUGGUCAACUUCGAGGAUGAAGAGGAGGUGAAGGACUAUUUGGAAAAUCUGGGAGUGGAAUUCAGUUUUCAGUGCUAUAAGGAAAAGGAUCCCGACGGUUGUCAUCGUCUGGCUGAUUACUUGGAUGGGGUGAGGAAAAAUUAUGAAGCAGCUGCCAAAGUACUGAAGGAAAAUUGUGAAAACAACCAGCACAGUGAGAGCUGCUACAAACUUGGAGCUUAUUAUAUAACUGGAAAAGGUGGUCUACCAGCUGAUUUAAAAGCUGCCUACAGCUGCUUUUUGAAAUCUUGUGAGAAAGGUGGCAAGAAAUCCACGGAAGCUUGUCACAACGUUGGACUAUUGGAACAUGAUGGGCGAGGGAAUUAUGAUGAGAAGCCUAAUGCCUCCGUAGCCAGGGACUAUUACAGCAAAGCUUGUGAUGGCGGUUUUGCUCCUAGCUGCUUUAAUCUUAGUGCUAUAUAUCUUCAAGGAGCCCCUGGAGUACCAAAGGACAUGAGCCGGGCUUUGGAGUAUUCUCUGAAAGCAUGUGACUUAAGACACACAUGGGCAUGCGCCAAUGCUAGCCGAAUGUACAAACUUGGAGAUGGUGUGGAGAAGAACGAUGCUAAGGCAGAAGCCCUAAAGAACAGGGCAAUGACCCUGCACAAGGAACAACAAGCAGCUUCCAGUUCCUUAACGUUUGGGGAGUAAGCCUGGACAAGCGAUGUUAAAUCUUCUUGAAAUGCUUAGUUGUUAAAUGGUGCCCAAACGUAGGCUGCAGAUCACUCCGUAUGAGCAAGUGUUUUGCCUGUUCAAAUUGCUUCUUUUUAACAUUUUUGUGCAAAUUGCGAUUUUGUAAAUGACUUCUAAAUUCUGGAGACACUUCUUUGCAGGACAAAAAUAUCAUUAAGAUGGGAAUAUCAUAUUAAAAGCAUACACAGUGUGA
Molecule: messenger RNA, 1358 nt
Organism: Heteronotia binoei (common prickly gecko)
Lineage: Eukaryota; Metazoa; Chordata; Lepidosauria; Squamata; Gekkonidae
Product: cytochrome c oxidase assembly factor 7
Exons: 4
Coding region: 425-1123 (232 amino acids)
Cellular component (GO): mitochondrial intermembrane space
Molecular function (GO): protein binding
Source: RefSeq, a predicted model, not a curated record